Molecule: messenger RNA, 786 nt
Organism: Sparassis crispa
Lineage: Eukaryota; Fungi; Basidiomycota; Agaricomycetes; Polyporales; Sparassidaceae
Product: putative peptide chain release factor C12orf65, mitochondrial
Exons: 6
Coding region: 1-786 (261 amino acids)
Biological process (GO): mitochondrial respiratory chain complex III assembly; translational termination
Molecular function (GO): translation release factor activity
Source: RefSeq, a predicted model, not a curated record
AUGUCCGUAUCUCCCGCCCUCCUUACAUCUGCGCGCUCAGCUUAUCGCACACUACUCCGCGCAUCUUCCGCAACCUUUGCUGGGGAUCCAGAGGUCGCUCAAGCUUUUCGUACCAAGAUACGGUCCGAGAUUUUGACAUAUCCCCCACCGGAGGAUGCCAAAGUAUUUGAGGGGAAAAUCUCGCUUGUGCAAGAAAUUGCAGAUGUCUUGCGUAAGAACAUUGUCCAGGCCGUAAAGCUGGAUGAUGGAACCGAAGACGGUUCAGCCGCAAGGUUCAAGAUACGUUUUACGGAGCACACGGAACUAGGGUCGAACGAUUCCGUCAAGCGGCCUCCCCAAGAGGAGUCCAGUCGCAGCGCCAGGAAAAGGCAACAAACAUGUUGUUCAGCCGUUGCAGCUGAGGGCACGAAGGAGAGCGAUGCUGCUCCCCGGGUCCCGCGCUAUUAUUCUCAGCUAAAGAAAGCCAGCAAGCAGCGCGUUGUCCCGGAACUGAAGGAGGAGGAUCUUGAGGAAUCGUUCGUUCGAGGUAGCGGCCCCGGUGGCCAGUCGAUCAAUAAAACGGAAAACAAUGUGCAGCUCCUGCACAAACCGACCGGUUUCCGAGUGUCAUGUCAGGAAACGCGCUCUCUAUUACAGAACAGAAAGCUCGCUAGGCGAGUGUUACUUGAUAAGUUGGACGCCAUGUAUAAUCCUGGACUUUCGAAGCAGGAGUUGAAAAGGGCGCUUCAAAUCGAGAGAGAACGACGAAGGAAGAAGAAGGCUAAACAAAAGGCAGCCUCAGAGUAG